AUGGGUUCCCCGGCAACGUCUCUCGGCGACGCGGAAACGACGGUUUUACAUUGCGUCGAUAUCUCUGAUCCCGACGUCUACAAAUUCGUCUCACUCGUCAAGCAGGUUGACUCCAUCCGAUUAUUUUUCCCGCGAGUUCCUCCAAUUCAUUUUCCGUGCAUGUCGCUCUAUCGAACGCGGUCUGUCCUUUUUCUCUACGGCAUAAGCCGCUUCUCUGAAUAGCCGGCGAACUCGGAAUAAGCCUGCGGGUGGCGUCUGCUUCGUCCUCUCUGUGGAUUCUCGCUCUGUCUGUAGUUCUUUGUUGGCUGUCGCCUUUUUUACUCUAGGAUUUUUCUGUUGUCGGCAGGUCUCUGGGUUCAACCCAUCCAAACAUGUGGUAUCUUCUAGAUGCUUCAUUUUCAGGCUUGUCCUCCUUUCUGCCUAUCUUGCAGUGAAGAACCAUAUUCAUCUACCAUGAGAUUGGUGUCAGCCGAAAUCUGUCUAAAUGGUCCAAACACGGUGAAAAAUGUCACAAAAUACUUAUUGAGAUCAGUCAGAAAGCACCCCCCUCCCCCUCCUACAUGGGUAGAGAAACAUACUGCUUUGAUAACUGAGAAGCUUUUCAAAGAGUUAGACCAUCCUUCCAUUUAUAAAAUAUUCGAUGUAGAACAACGUUUCUAAAAUUCUAUUAUCCUUGAUUAUGAGAUUUUCUGUGUUAAGGAUUUUUUUCUGAUUUUAUUUUGCAUCUCAAAUCAAAUAUCUUUUUGGACGCAUCCUCCUUACAUAUUAGGCAUAGACAAGAUUUGGUCUAUAAAUCUUAUAAGACUAUGAAUAUGAAAGACAUGCAUCUUCAGCUUUUUCCCAUCACGACAAGAAUGGUUCUCUUGGGCCCUUAAACGUUCUAAGUCGAAGGUGUCCUUUUCUUGUGUUCCCCCAUAAGAACAGUGUAAAGGGAUAACUUCCAGUCCUUUUCAUCUUAUUGCACUUUCUCAUAUGUUGGAUUAUUGCUAUUUCAGGCAUGUAUCGAUUGUGGAUUUUUCCAUGUGAUAAAUCAUGGAAUAAGUGAGGAGCUUAUGGAAGAGAUCUUUGUCCAAAGUAAGAAUUUUUUUGCUCUUCCUAUAGACGAAAAAAUGAAGCUUCUGAGGAAUAAGAAAAAUCGUGGCUAUACUCCUACUCUCGAUGAGGCACUGGAUCCCGAUAAUCAAGUUGGUGGUUAGUCAAACAGAUUUACUAUUUACUUAAAGCUGGUCCUGUUUUUUCGUGAAAUUAAUCUUUCAAAAAAAAAAAACAUUUUUUGUUGUUGUAUUCUCGUACAUCGUUUGGAGAUGUUCUGUUUCGAUUUACUUUACGAAAUGACAUUCACUAGUUAGUCAUGUCAAUUUCUCGGAAUAUUGCGAGUAAUUUAUUUUACUUGCCUCCCAUGUUUGUGUAACAGUUAUUUCAUGUCUCCUUAGUACAAUAAGCUACUAUUUCUGGGCUAGCGCUAGUUGGCAUAUUGGAAGUGGUAGUGGUCGAAAGGACAACAAUGAUCAUAAUUAUGACGUUUGAAAUAAAAUAUCGAAAAACUACAUGAUAAAAUUGAAUGACUGGCUGUUCAAUGGGUGAUCAUCUUGCCCAUUAUUACAUAUGAACUCUUUGACUUUGUGAACUUCCUGACAAUGAUGCAACAGUGACUUUUUUUAAGGAGUAACGCUAAUAAUUUUUCGUACAUUGAUGUUCUUUACCUUUGCCUCAUUGCAUGGUAGUAAUUCAGACUAUUGUUAAGUGUUUACAGGUGACUACAAAGAAGGUUAUUACAUUGGCAUUGAAUUUUCAGAUGAUGAUCCACAAGCGGAUAAACCAUUCUAUGGACCUAAUUUGUGGCCUUCUGAAGGUAAUUUUUGAAGCAAUUACGACUAACAUUUCUGAAUAUCCAACAUACUGGAUAGAUCUGAUACACCCUCCUACUGUACUAAAUUACCUAGAAUUAAUUUAUUGUCAGACAACCUUUAAUUUUUUUCUAGUUGACUCUUUCAUAGCUGUGGCCAACUUCAUCAACUCAAGCUUAUCCGUGAUGUAGACCAAGUACCUUAGAAAAAUAGUUUGAAUUUCACUAACCAUAGCCAUUUUUCGUUCAUACUAUGCACAUAGUUCUGGAUCCAACCUCAUCUUUACUCUAUACAAAGGGAGAAUUUCUACGCUCAUCCAUAUUUUGAUGAAAAAGUCACAUGAUGGUGGAGAACUGCUAGAAAAUUACCCCAAAGAUUCCAUACCCGGGAGUUAUUUAGACUAACUCGAGGUUUGAAUUCUUACCAUAUGGAAGUGGACAUUCUAGGCUACCAUGCUGCCCAUUUCACAGAAGAAGGAAAAAAGAGACGGAAAACAGUCUAGAAAUACUUUCCUGAUGGUUAUAUGCGAUAUCUUGUAAAAUAGAAAAGACGUUAGAUUUAGUAGCAUGAAUUAACCAUGGCUGACGAAAUGAAUCAAUCAUGCAUAUCCGUAUCAUUUUCUUUGUGGCCUAAUAAGAGACUCAGAAUCUCUCUUCCCUUUCUCUUUUCCUCAUCAUAAGAUCUGUUGCGUGGAUGGAGACACACCAUGGAGCACUUUCACAAGGAAGCGCUGUGAGUUUCCAAACUUUUCUUUAACCAGACAUACGGAUAACUAAAAUACUUGUUUCCUCAAUGACGACAAACACUUUUUCCUUCAAAGGAAAAUUGUCUAUUGAAAAUUUUCACAUAUCCUAGAACUUCAAUUAUAAUUAAAUAUUCUUUGGGCAUCAAAAUUACACUUAAAACUGCCUCCAAAAUUUAUCUUUUUAAUAACCCGUUGUGAUUUUUAUUUUCAGAACAAGUUUUCAGAACAAGUUUUCCUUUAAAAUUUCUUUUUUUCUUUUUCCUGUAAAUAUUAAUGUUUUUUGUAACCUCUUUUUUAUUCUUUGAAUCUUGUUUCCAUUUAUGCCCCUAUUGUAUGCUCUAAAUUUCUCAUAAGACAUUAUGAUCUCAUUCAAACAUAAUCGAAUCAAAUUCACGAAGAGGGCACAAUCAUUCGAUCCCAAUCAGGACUGGCUGAUUCAGAUUACAAUUGGGAGGCCCUGAUCAAAUUUAAAAUAAUAAGCUGGAAAUUUUCUGUUUAUACCUGAAUUGGCGGAUUACUUUAAAGGGAUGCGCUUUUCGUAUGCCCUUUGUCCUUCCUGUAAUAUCCUUAUUGACGGAGGAAGAGGUAGCAAUGAAAUACUUGUUGUCUGCGAGCUCACAGCAAAGAGGGACGGAAACGCUCACCUCUGCCAGCCUUGCUGCUUUCUGCAGCUGCAGGAUACCUGCUGCCUCCUUGCUCCACUCUGCCUGCACAUUUUCCUCCAUGAUAGUCUGAGAAAGGGUCAGGCAUUGCUAGUCGGGCAGGUCUCAGUUUAGUUCUAUUAUAUGCUAAAAUUGUAGAUCCAUGCCCUUUUAACCGAAUUGAUCAUUUUCCCAUAAUCUUUGUCAAUCCAGUCCCUAAUUUGGGAUCAGAUUGGUCUUGGGUACUUCUCAGUACCUAUCUGACUCCACCUAUCAUAGCCAUAGUUUUUUUCCUUGUUCACUCUCCAUGACACGUGUAGCCUUUAUCUUACACAUCAUCUUAAUUGGUCAGUAUUGGUCUGGAGUUCUUAGAACUUGUCAAUCUCCCGUGAGCCAACUGCUAGUAAGCAUUGGCAAGCUUGUUAUGGAGUGCUCAGAACUUGUCAAUCACUCGUUAACCAACUCAUAGCAACUGGUAGAUCUGCCCCGUCAGUCACCUUUAGGUUUUUUGUUUGUUAUUUGCACAUGUCUGAUGUUAGAUUCCUUUUUUGUGUCUGUGGGUGGGUGGGUAAGGGGAGUUGUUUUAGAUUGCUUUUUGGCCCUAAACUUUUUAUUUUUUAAAAUAUUGAAAUGAAAAAUGCAAGGCAGCUUUGUGAUAUAUGGACGCAUGUUUCCCAAUGGCCUUGUGCAAUUGAUGUCAUUGAUUAACACCUUCAGAAUUUGAUUUAUUCUUCUAUUGGGAAUAUAUUUUCUUGGUCAUUUUUGUUGCUCGACCAAUUAUUAAAUAGUUAAAAAUUUAAUAUAUUUAUUAUUUUAUUUAAAUUAGAAUCAUUUCCGUAUAAAGUAAAAUUCCAUUUUCCGGUCUUCUCUUUUCCCUUCUUGACACUCCAAUCUACCAUUACUGGUACAUCGGUUCACCACUAUUUGGUAUCCAAGUUGAUUUCAAACAAUGGCGAAUUGAUUGAUGUGCGAACUGAAGAGCCAAAGGGGAUAAGGAAACCUAUUAUCCCCUUGUAAAGGCCAACCAUCAACAAAAUGAAAAAUUCAUAUAAAAAGAAUAAAAAUCAAAUCCUUAAGGCAUUGUUUUUGAUUGUCUACUACGGAUUUUUUUCCAUUUUUAUCACCUUGGAUUGCACCAGUUCAAACCCCUUUUCCGUUUUCAAGAUUGAUGAAAACAUUACUGGUUAAGGUUUCCAUUGAUAUAGGCUUCUAGAAGAGCAUUUCACGGUGACUGGAAUAAUGUUUGGCAGGGUUUCAGCAGAAUAUAGAAUAGUGUUCGUGUCCCAUGUGGCGUUCGGAAUUAGGAAGGCUCAGAGUUCGUCCUGAUCACAAGCGAUGAGAAGAAGCCAGAAGAUAUUACAUAACACAGAGGGAGUUUUUAGUGGUUAUUUUUAUGACUCUUACGACUUAUUUUUAGAAUUUCACUAUUUAAAACUAAUUGGAAAUGAAGAGCACCCAUCAACCGGAGGAAAUUAUUUGUUUGAUAGUACAAUGUUCCGAAUAAAACCUUGGUUGCUCUCUUUUUAUCGUCUCUCUUUAUUUUUUUAAAUUACGAUUUAUAGAAAAUUUGAAAUUGAUUUUUCCAUCCGAAGGAAAAAGGCUGAUCAUCUUGAAUGUCAACGCACUAUACAUGUCUGCCCAACACGGAUGCAUUUCCGCUGAAUUAUAUGGGGCAUUAUCUUGACCAGAGAAACAAAACUGAUUGGGAACCAUGCAUCUUAUAUGUCAUUGGAUGUUAUAUUUGAUCACGAUUUAUUUUCAACGAGUUCCCACCUCAAUCCUAAAUAUCAGAAGAUGAUAUGAAUCAGCAAGCAUGCAACCUUGGUUUAGUAUAAGAAAAAAAUUAUUGCCAUCUAUUGAUAUUACCAGAUCCUUCCCUUUAAAAGAUAUAUAGUUGGGAAUCAAAUUAUUCUUCACGUGCAAGGAUUUCAGAGAGAAACGGGCAUCCAAGAGAAAACCAUCCUGUAGACAAACUAGAGACAACUAGCAUGAACUGGCUGUGGGCAUUUUAAGUGGGUCCCUCGUUCAAUCUACAAGAGAUGGUGAAGAAGAUAGAAGAUCGACAUGAAGAGAGAGGAUGAAGCAAUAAUCUAAUUUGAGGAUACUUCGAUUACAAGAGAUAAAGGCUGGCCAGAGGGAGAAUAGACACUAUUACCCUGAAAUUUUCCACACAGAAACAAAAAAAAACAGCGGUAAGCACACCAAAUAGAAAUCAGGCUCUGCACUCUAACAUCUUCAGCUAGUAAGUGUUCCUCCCUGCAGUAUUAUUAGACCCUUUCUAUUUCUCAUUUCCGGUUCUUCAGGCAUUUCAUCGGUAAAUCCCGGGUUCUAUUUAUGUUCUAAUUCCAUCGAGCUUCAGGAGGGUUGCAAGGGCUGUGGCCAGACUCUUGGCUCUUGCACUUGACCUGGGCGUUGACUUCUUUGAUAAGCCGGAGAUUCUGGGACAGCCCAUUGCUAUCUUGAGGCUCCUGCACUAUGAAGGUGAGAGCUUGCUCUCUUUCUCAUCCAGAACUUGUGCAAAUGUGGCCAAUAUCACCAGCCAGGCUUCUCUCCCACCCAGGUAGGGUUUCUGAUCCCCUGAAUGGAAUCGUUGGCGCCGGGGCCCACUCUGACUUCGGGCUCAUUACUCUCCUGGCCACAGAUGGUGUCCCAGGUCUCCAAGUAUCAUCGAAUCUCAUACUUACCAGUUUUAUUCCCACAUUCAGCCUCUAAUUUCGUCCCCCAACAUGACUCCUAAUGCCUCUGGUUUUCUAGAUUUGCAAGGAUAAGGACGCUCAGCCUCAGAUUUGGCAGUUCGUACAGCCCCUAAAGGGGUCAGUAUCCUAUCAUAACCUUGUAUCCAAUCUUCAUGUCACUGGUUUCUUGAAUAUCUAUAGAGAGAGAGAGAGAGGGAGAGUUUAUAUGUAGAGAAAUAUCAGCUUAGAGAGAGUGAAACACUGGGUUUGUUUGGAUUUAUCUGUGUCCUCUGAGGGAUAAUCUUACCAGACUAUGGUUGGCUGUUUAGAUCCGUCACUGCUUAUAUGGAUUUCACCUCUAUAUUUGGAAACAUUUUUGGGAGCUGAAUUUAAUAUCAGGAAAAAAAAUUCAUUUCCGCAUGCUCAGAUCUAUACAUAUCAUGGAUCAAGAAGAGGCAUUAACUUAAUUAUAUCGCGCCUCUUUCCUUUCAGAGGGUUCUUAGUGAAUCUCGGAGACAUGCUGGAGCGGUGGAGUAAUGGCAUCUUCAGGCACGUGCCGUUCCGCAGAUCUUGUCCUCACUAAUGGCUUCGGUUUAGUUUUAAAAAAUGACCGGUUCGGCCUCCUCGCAGGUCAACACUGCAUCGAGUGUUGAUGGGCACAGAGGAGCGCUACUCGGUGAGAAUUCCUGUUCUGAUCGAUGGAUUUGACUUUACUUUUUUUAUUACCAUAAUUGGGAAUCCGAUCAGGUUCAACUCUGGCGCUGAUCCGAGCUCCAUUUUUCCUCCUGAUUAUUACCCAUAUGAUGAUCCAGGUUGCGUUCUUCGUGGAGCCCAGCCACGAGUGUGUCGUAGAGUGCUUGCCUUCAUGCAUGUCCGAGACCAAUCCCCCCAAGUGAGAAGGGAUUCCGUUUUUAGAAUCUUUUUUUUUUCUUUAACGCCGUUAUUCCCUCUCGGGCAUGUUUAUUAGUCAACUAAGUGGUCCAGGUUCCCCCCGGUGACGUGCGAGAGGUACCUGACCCAGCGGUACGAGGAGACCCACAAGGACGUCGCCGGUCGCUAA
Molecule: messenger RNA, 6968 nt
Organism: Spirodela intermedia
Lineage: Eukaryota; Viridiplantae; Streptophyta; Magnoliopsida; Alismatales; Araceae
Source: the annotation of a GenBank genome assembly